AUGGACCGGUUACAGUUGCGCGACUACACCGUCGCGUGGAUAUGCGCUCUAUCCACCGAGCUCAGUGCUGCAAGAGCCAUGCUAGAUGAAGAGCAUGCAGGAACGUCAAUCCCAGCUCAGGAUGACAACGCGUAUAUCUACGGGCGGGUAGGCUCCCAUAAUGUUGUCCUUGCUUGUUUACCAAAGGGAGUACCCGGCACAACUUCCGCGGCAAACGUCGCCAAGGACAUUGCUCGAACGUUCCCUUCUAUCAGCUUAAGCUUCAUGAUUGGUAUUGGUGGAGGAGUGCCGGACGAGCAGAAUGACAUCCACCUAGGUGAUGUCGUCGUCAGUGUCCCCAGCGAUGGAUAUGGAGGAGUAGUGCAAUAUGACUUUGGGAAGACGAUCAAAGAGGGCAAGUUUUGCACGACUGGUACUGUCAACAAGCCAGCUCCGAAAUUACUCGGCGCUGUGCAACGCCUUCAAUCAACUCAUGAUCUUCAAGGAAACAAAAUAUCUCAUUAUAUCAAUGAGGCGGCAAGGAAAUACCCGCACAAAAUUCCAGACUUCUCUCCCCCUGGCGCAGAGUUUGACCGUUUGUUUGAAUCUGAAUAUGAACAUGUCACCCUCGGCCAGACAUGUAGUGAAUGUGGCUGUGAUUUGAGCAAGGUAAAAAGGAGACCAGCCCGAUUCCAUCGUCAACCUAAAGUAUUCUACGGAAAUAUUGCUUCUGGUAACCAAGUCAUCAAACACGGCCGCACUCGCGAUCGCCUCGCGCACGAGCACAGCAUUAUUUGCUUCGAGAUGGAGGCGGCCGGGUUGAUGAAUACAUUUGCCUGUCUCGUCAUCCGAGGAAUUUCAGAUUAUGCUGAUUCGCAUAAGAAUGAUGGUUGGCACGGAUACGCAGCAGUAGCUGCAGCUGCUUAUGCCAAAGAGUUGCUUCUGACAAUCCCGGCACAGCGUAUCGAGAAGCAGGCACUCAAUAAAAUCCGACAACCCCCAUCUGUUCGGGGCGAUGCUACCAUGAGCCUGUUGAUCGAGACCUGUCUAUUGGAGACUCUACGGUUUGAGUUGAUGGACGAACGGUAUUCCAGAAUCUCCAAAGCACAUCAAAGCCUAAUUGAUGCCCACAAGAGUACUUUUGAUUGGAUCUUCACAAAGCCUGGUCCAGGUUUUGUAGAUUGGAUGAGCACAUAUGGGGGAAUUUACUGGAUAAAUGGCAAGGCGGGAUCAGGAAAAUCGACCUUGAUGAAGUACAUCCUUGAGAGUCGUGUGCUGCGGAGGACCUUGUCUGCCAGUGAUAGUUCUUGUCAAUGGGCCAUAGCCGGGUUCUUCUUUUGGUCGGGAGGGUCACAAAAUCAGAGAUCACAGGCUGGCCUCCUUCGGACGAUUCUUUAUCAGCUCCUCAAGGAGUGCAAGGAUCUUGUCAAUCUCGUCUUCGUGGAGGAACGAGAAUUGAUUCGUUCGACUCUAAAUGAAGUGAUCAUGCAGGAUGCAAUCGAGAGGGAGAGAAGUCCAGAGAAAUCGAGAUCACCUCCGACUCCUACUCGCAAGUUUAUCGCCGACACUCUUCGCCGAGUGACCUUAGACUGGGAUGUUUCUCGUCUUCUCCGUGCUUUGGGAACUGUCCUCUCCCAGAAAGAGCUCCCAGUCAAAUUCUUCCUAAUGAUCGACGGCCUCGAUGAAUAUGAAGCAACGGAAGACGAAUUAGAGCAAUUGAUCGAAGUUUUGAAGAGCAGCACCAAUCCUAAAGUCAAGAUAUGCGUCUCAUCUCGGCCCUGGACCAUUUUUGAAAGACAUUUUGGCAAUAGUCGCUACCCGACGUUACUACUCCAGAACCUCACCUACAGCGAUAUCCAACUAUUCGUCUUCGAUUCUUUCAACCGAUCAGACAUAUUUCAGAGUUUCCUCCAAGCCCAUCCAACACGCAUGCAUGACUUUGGUCUUGGUAUCGUGCGCAAAUCAGACGGCGUGUUCCUCUGGGUUCGUCUCGUGGUCAAAGCUAUCAUCCGAGGCACUCAAAACGGCGAUCAACUUUCAGAUCUCCAAGCUCAUCUCGAUGAACUUCCUGCAGACCUUGAACGUCUAUACCGACACAUGUUGCUUCGAGUUCCACAGAGAUACCGAAUUCGCUCUGCCCGGAUCUUCGCUAUAGUCCACGCAUCUACCGAACCGCCAUUAGCCCUCACACUCUGGCAUUCCGGUGAAGUAGUCACCAACCCAAUGGAAAAACUCACCGAUAACAUCAAACUCGCCCGUUGUUACCAAGUGCAUCUACGACUCAUGAGUCAAUGUGCGGGGCUUUUAGAAAUCCGUAUCGCUGGCAUUGAUCAGGCUCAACACGAACAAGAUGAUCCAGAUCUCAUGCGACCAGAAGGGUCCUGGUCCUUUUCAAACAAGCAGAUCUACUCGCUGCACUCCCGAGUACACUACAUGCAUCGAACAACGAGGGACUUUCUUCAGACUAGCGAGAUUAAAUCCCUCUUUCAAGAGUGGUUAGGAGAAGGGAAUGGAUUUGACGCACAUCAGUGGCUCGCUGCUCGUACGCUCGUAGAUCUCCUACGCGUUCAAAUCCGGAUUCGAGGGAGCGGGACGGAAGAUGCUGAUGAUAUUUAUGAGUUUUAUGGGUUCGAACUCGAUUCCGUGAAUCGGCAGUUGGUAUAUCAUGCUGAGAAAGUUGCGAAUCGUAAUGUACGCAACCGGAUUUCCAAGCUACGGUCCAGUAUCAGUGAUUCACCCAAGCGGGGAUCAGUUGAUCUGAAACAUGUAGCUACGGAUCUGCAACUUCUUCUGGAGAAUUCCGAGACAGGAAGUAUGUCUUCAAAUUGUCUGGUUAUGUGA
Molecule: messenger RNA, 2820 nt
Organism: Penicillium subrubescens
Lineage: Eukaryota; Fungi; Ascomycota; Eurotiomycetes; Eurotiales; Aspergillaceae
Exons: 1
Coding region: 1-2820 (939 amino acids)
Biological process (GO): nucleoside metabolic process
Molecular function (GO): catalytic activity
Source: RefSeq, a predicted model, not a curated record